Messenger RNA from Ceutorhynchus assimilis (cabbage seed weevil), 1535 nucleotides. The record is from the annotation of a GenBank genome assembly. Lineage: Eukaryota; Metazoa; Arthropoda; Insecta; Coleoptera; Curculionidae.
GAAUUUCGUGUUGAAUUCACCGGUCGGUGGUACCUCUAUAGUCAGUACUCGCGGGUAAUCUCGAUCGACAACGCGCCAAUAAAUACCUAAAUGGUAAAAAGACUAAUUAAUAAAUUUUUUUCGCGAAUUAAAUAAAGUGUACGGUUUUUUUGAAUGGAAUAAAUUUUAUUGGGAAUCGAUAAGUGUGUCCAAAUGGACCAAUCGACCCAAGUGAACUUUUCAGCAGCAAUCAAGAAUCAACACAGAAAAAUGAAACGUCACAACACCUCUGGAGAUCUAUUUUAUGCUCAACACGCGCGAUCGUUUAACAACUCUUGGGGUCAACUCAGAAAGCUUAACAACAACAACCGACCAAGAUCGUUGAACAUCGUCGAAGCUUACAAUAAGUCAAUGCUAUCGCCAGGCGCCGAUAGUUCUAUGGGUUCGAUAUCCAGAGAACGAACUCCGCCUUUUUCCUGUGAUUCCAGUACAAUAUCAAUGGGUGGUUAUAGGACGUCUCCAUUGUAUAUACCUCCGCCACCACCACUUCCAAAGGUACAAUCCAGCAUCGAUGAGGAGAGUUUAAGUAGUUCCAAGUGUUACUGUAAAUGUUACGACAUUGAAACCAACAAAACUGGCACGAAAAUGGUCUCAAAUACUCCCGAAGGGUUGUCCUGGAGGCGGUUGCAUAAAUCGAGGGCGAAACUGAAAGCCACUGCUACAACAUCAGAGUUGUUGUCUGGAUUCGCUAUGAUUGCCAUGGUCGAGCUUCAAAUCAACUCCCCAACAAACGUUCCAGAAUGGUUGUUCGUAAUGUUCGCAGUUUGCACUACAGUCCUUGUAGCAGUACACAUCUUCGCUCUAAUGAUAUCCACCUAUAUUCUGCCAAAUAUAGAAUCGAUAGCCAAAUUGGAAAUAUGCGAACUAAUCACUGAAAGCCCUCAUGAAAGAAUGCGAGGCUUCAUCGAGUUAGCUUGGGCCUUCUCAACGAUAUUGGGCCUAUUUUUAUUCAUGCUUGAAGUGGCUAUUUUAUGCUGGGUGAAGUUUUGGGAUUACAGCUUCACAGCUGCGGUGGCCGCUACCAUAAUAGUUGUGCCAGUUUUGAUUACCUUUGUAUUAUUCGCUGCUCAUUUUUAUCAUAGCUUAGUGGUGGAUAAGUGCAAUUCCUCGAUAAGCGAUAUGGAAAAGUUGGAGGAAAUGAAGAAACAUUUGGACCGAAUAAGCCAAUCACAUGUUUAGUAGGUUUUAUUUCUCUGACGUUCCAUGCGAACGCUCUAGUAGUGAAAUUUUGUGAUAAAUCUCCUAACUUUAUGCAUUUAAGAGAAUCUUUGUUAACUAUUUUUAUGUAUCAAAGAUUGUUAUAUUCUAUCUAGCUACAUAUUAUGUUUCAGGUUUUUGUUUCAUAAAAUAAUUUCUUCAGUUGUGAUAUUGAACAGUAUUUGAAUUUUGAUGAAACAAAUCGAAUAUUUUUAUUAUAUUAACAUAUAAGUGUGUGUUGGACAAAAAUUAUAUAAAUAUUAUUCCAUGUUUUGGUUUUAAUAAAUUAUUCAAACUAA